This is a messenger RNA of Bolinopsis microptera, 1571 nucleotides long. RefSeq names its product mRNA cap guanine-N7 methyltransferase-like. Gene Ontology annotation, molecular function: mRNA 5'-cap (guanine-N7-)-methyltransferase activity. The transcript has a single exon. Gene Ontology annotation, biological process: 7-methylguanosine mRNA capping. The record is from RefSeq and is a predicted model, not a curated record. Gene Ontology annotation, cellular component: nucleus. The coding region runs from base 431 to 1405 and encodes 324 amino acids. Lineage: Eukaryota; Metazoa; Ctenophora; Tentaculata; Lobata; Bolinopsidae.
AUGAAACGAACUCCAACAGUAGCUGAUUUGUCGGGUUCUACCGAAGAAAUCCCCAAAAAGAAGACCUUCCUGGAACAAGUGUCUGACAAACUUCCCCGAUUCAAGAUUCCCAAGAAAAGUUGCAAAUCCCCUUUAAAAUGCAAUAGUGCAGAAAAACCUGCCGCGAUUGUUCCUAUUUCCGAUCAUGAACCCUCUCAGGAAACUGAUAAAACUAUUUCCCCGUCUUCUGAUCAGAAUAUCCUUUCCCAACCUAGUGAUCAAAGUAUUAGUUCUUCUGAUCAGUUCAUCAGUUCUCAGCCUUCUGAUCAGUUCAUCAGUUCUCAGCCUUCUGAUCAGUACAUCAGUUCUUCUUUACCUCAGCCUAUCAGCACAGACCAUGAUGAUCAGUUAAUCAGUGAAACUAAAAGUCAGUCUGAUAACCCCGUAGAUAAUGCCUGAGUUGGCGCGCCAGCACUACAACCAACUGAAACAAGUCUCCAUGGAUAAGCGCCACGAGAGUAGGAUCUUCAACUUGCGGGGGUUUAACAACUACGUCAAGAGCUUGACAAUGAAUGAUUUCUUGGCGCGGUUAGGUCCGCUGGGUAAACGCGGCGCUAAAAUCCUGGACCUAGGGUGUGGUAAAGGAGGGGAUCUGAGGAAGUGGGGUCUUGCUAAACCUGCCCACGUGGUAUGUGUGGAUAUAGCUGAUGUGAGUGUAGAACAGUGUAGGAGCAGGUACAGGGAGCGACCUAACGAGCUGACUUUCAAAGCUAAUUUCAUUGUGGCAGAUUGUACACGUGUAGAUUUAGAUGAGAAGUAUGUGGAGGAGAAUAUUCCUGAUAUAGAAUUUGAUUUGGUUAGUUGUCAGUUUGCGCUACACUACGGAUUUGAAAGUCAAGCGCAAGCAAAACGAAUGAUAAAAAACGCCGUCUCUCAUUUAAAACCAGGGUGUUUUUUUACAGGAACUAUUCCUAAUUCGAACUAUCUCGUUAAAAAGUAUUUGUCUCUAUCAGAAGGAUCCCGGUUUGGGAAUGAUGUAUAUUAUGUAGAUUUUCAGGAAGAGAACAGGAAUUUAUUUCCCUUGUUCGGUGCUAAGUAUGUGUUCUAUCUUCACGGUGCGGUUGAAGAGCUGCCAGAGUUUCUAAUCCACUUCCCACUCCUUAAAUCAAUGUUAGAAGAUGAAGGAUGUGAGUGUGUGCUCGCGGAACCCUUCACAGACUUUGUUUACAAAACAGACCCUAAGACGGGGGAGCGAGUAAUGAAGGAGGUGGAGGUGGUGUCCCGCACGCGGGGACUAAACGACCAGGGUACCCUGCCACGCAGUGAGUGGGAAGUGGUGGCCUGCUACAUGGCCUUCGGGUUCCGGAAACUUACUGAAGCUGAGCGGGAGGAGCGGAGAGACAAGAAAAGAAGGAAACUUGAGUAGUUACCAUGGUUACAGUUAGUUACCUAGUUACCAUUACAGUUAGUUACCUAGUUACCAUUAUAGAAUAUAGAUGUGUGGUGGUGGAUUUAAAAAUUUAAAAGUUUUAAGAGGAAACAUGUAAAUUUCUGAACACUGUACUUGGUGUUUUAAGCUAUUCUGUCGGAAU